Messenger RNA from Meyerozyma guilliermondii ATCC 6260, 771 nucleotides. It is a transcript of the gene VMA8, whose product is annotated as H(+)-transporting V1 sector ATPase subunit D. Bases 1 to 771 code for a protein of 256 amino acids. Gene Ontology annotation, cellular component: fungal-type vacuole membrane; vacuolar proton-transporting V-type ATPase complex. Gene Ontology annotation, biological process: vacuolar acidification. The transcript has a single exon. Gene Ontology annotation, molecular function: proton-transporting ATPase activity, rotational mechanism. Lineage: Eukaryota; Fungi; Ascomycota; Pichiomycetes; Serinales; Debaryomycetaceae. The record is from RefSeq and is a predicted model, not a curated record.
AUGUCGGGGGCUGGAAAUAGGGAACAGGUUUUCCCCACGCGGAUGACUCUCGGGGUCAUGAAAGGCAAGUUAAAGGGCGCACAGCAAGGACACUCACUCUUAAAAAGAAAAUCGGAAGCAUUGACAAAAAGAUUCAGAGAUAUAACCCAGAAGAUUGACGAUGCUAAAAGAAAAAUGGGCCGAGUUAUGCAGACUGCUGCGUUUUCUCUUGCAGAAGUUCAGUAUGCUACGGGCGAUAACAUUUCGUAUCAAGUGCAAGAAUCUGUACAGAAGGCUCGGUUCCAAGUGAAGGCGAAGCAAGAGAACGUUUCUGGAGUAUUUUUGCCCACAUUUGAAAGUCAUAUUAAUGAAGAAAUCAACGAUUUCAAAUUGACCGGAUUGGGCCGUGGAGGACAACAGGUUCAAAAAGCCAAGGCUGUGUACACUCGUGCGGUAGAAACGUUGGUGGAGCUUGCUUCAUUGCAAACUGCAUUUAUAAUUUUGGACGAAGUUAUCAAGGUGACCAAUCGAAGAGUCAAUGCAAUUGAGCACGUAAUCAUCCCCAGAACAGAAAACACCAUCACUUACAUCAAUUCCGAACUCGACGAGUUGGACAGAGAAGAGUUCUACCGGUUGAAGAAGGUGCAGGAAAAGAAGCAGGAGGCUGCGGCCGCGGCCGAGGUGGAGGAGAGAGCCAAUGCUGUCAAAGAAGUGGAGGCGGUGGAGGAGCUCGAUGCCAAGGCUCAAGGCGAGGACUUGGUCAAGGACGACGAGGAUGAUGUGAUAUUUUAG